AUGUCCUAGCAAGCAAAAGACAUACUGUUAUAAACACUUAAAUAUAGUAAUAUUAUUCUUACUGGACUAAUUUUAGCUUACCCUAAAAAGUUCAUUAAUUUAGUCUAUACAAAGUGUAAACGUCCUACUAAGGUUUAGCUCACAGCAGCAACCCAAUAGUAGGAUUAACUCUCUUAAAUGUAAGGUACUGUGAAAGAAGAUGUCUUGCUUAAAUUUAAAGCCGCAUGUAAAAUUAUCAGAAAAGAAUAAAACACUGACCCCAAAGACUCUCUAUAGCUCUACGGUCUAUAUAAACAAGCUCUAGUUGGCGACUGCAAUAUAAGUUAACCAUCAAGUUUAAAUUAUGAAGCUAAGUUGAAGUAUGAACAUUGGACCAAAUUUAAGGGUUUACCAAGAGAAGAUGCUAUGAUGCUCUAUGUUGAAUAUGUAAUUUAAAUGCUCCCUAAGUAUGAAGAAUAAAUUGCUAAAAUUUCUCAAGGUGCCAAUGAAAAUGACUAAGAGGAAAGCGAAGAUGACAAUAACAUUAGCGAAAAAGAUCUAUUUGAAACAGAGUCUGAUUAAGAUGCUAAUGAAGGCGAAGAAAGUAGCUUUAAAAAUAAAAAGGAAUAAGUAGGAAGGGGGUUUGGCUUAUCUGUAAGCAAAAUGACCUAAAAUAUAGGAGAAUAAUUCUUGGGCUAAAAAGAAGCACAAGAAGUAACUGAAGAAACAUAAAUUUUCUUUAGUUUGUUAGAUGAAUAAAACAUCCCAGAAAUAGAAAAGAGCAUCAAAGAAGGAUUUGAUUUAUGUCAAAAGAAUGAAUAAGGUAGCACCGCAUUACACUAUUGCAUAGAAAAUGAGCUUCUAGACACUUUCCAUACUCUUAUUGAAUCAUUUCCUAACAUUAAUGCCCAAGAUUCAGAUGGCUUUACUCCACUUCAUGUUGCUGCUUUAAACGAACAAAAUCAUUUAGUCCUAGAGCUGUUAAAGAAAGGAGCUGAUCCUAACAUUUAAGAUAAUGAAGGCUAAACUGUUUUCGACAUAGCCAAUAACUCAACAAAAAAAAUUAUAAACGACUUUAUUCAACAAUAAAAGUAAAAUUUAGAAUGA
Molecule: messenger RNA, 1086 nt
Organism: Tetrahymena thermophila SB210
Lineage: Eukaryota; Ciliophora; Oligohymenophorea; Hymenostomatida; Tetrahymenidae
Product: acyl CoA-binding protein
Exons: 1
Biological process (GO): fatty acid metabolic process
Molecular function (GO): protein binding; fatty-acyl-CoA binding
Source: RefSeq, a predicted model, not a curated record